Molecule: messenger RNA, 990 nt
Organism: Exophiala spinifera
Lineage: Eukaryota; Fungi; Ascomycota; Eurotiomycetes; Chaetothyriales; Herpotrichiellaceae
Exons: 1
Coding region: 1-990 (329 amino acids)
Source: RefSeq, a predicted model, not a curated record
AUGUCUGUCGCUUCUAGCCGCGGAUCUACGUAUUCCGAGGGCUUCGAUGAACCGCAGCCCAGAAGCACGAGUGGCAUGUGGCAUCCCGAGAAGAACCCCGUCACCAUGACAAGUCUAGAUCUUUCGCCUCAGCGUCAGCGACGUGACUCGAUAUCAACAGACGCAUCCAACUCCACGCUCGCCAUGGACGUCCCCCACGACGAGCUGGACUUGAAGACUCCAACUGUGCACCAGAUGCCACCCCUGGAUCGCAGCACAUCGUCUCUCUCAGACACAUCCUCAGAAAUCGGCUCGCCCCAGGUGGCUGGCCCAAUGGAACAGCUCUUGCAAUCAUUGCUUUACAAAGUCAGAAAGACCGAAAGUAGUCGCCCGACUGUCAUGGCGGAGGACUAUGACAGACUCAAAUCUCGCGUCGAUGCUCUUGAAGCGGAGAAGAAGACCUGGGAACGGAGAUACCAGGCCUACUUCGAAGUCCGGGACGAAGACUUGACCAACAUCCUCAAACUCCGGACAAUGUUGGCCCAGGAGAGAAGAGAGCAUUCAGCCAUCCGCAAGCUCCGAGAUGAAGACCUAGAGAAUCUUCUCGCAGUUCGUGAAAAGCUCGCGCAGGCCUUGUGGUCCAAGCCUCAACCACCACGGACACGGACGUCAACAUUCUCCGCUCGUCAAUCGCGGAGCGAAGGAGACGACUUGUGGCAAGUGGCGAAAUCUGCAGCGAUGGAGCACAGAAUCCUGGAACUCGAAGCAGCCAACAAAGAGCUCCAGGAGCGUGCCACCAAAGGCAAUGUCUCUGGUGACGUCAGCACAUUGAUGACUCGCAUGGAAACCAUCUUUGAUGAAAGCGUCAAGCAUAGAGAAAAGAUGGCUGCGAAGAUGCAGCAGCUCAGGUCUGAAAAAGAAGCGUUGCAGAAAGAGGUUGGGUUGCUCGAAGAUCGUAACGCCGAACUAGAGUCACUCGUAGGGAGGAUGCAACGGAAUCUCGGGAUAUGA